Molecule: messenger RNA, 859 nt
Organism: Cuscuta campestris
Lineage: Eukaryota; Viridiplantae; Streptophyta; Magnoliopsida; Solanales; Convolvulaceae
Source: the annotation of a GenBank genome assembly
AAGUUCCACAAGUUCAUGAAGAAGGAAUUUGAGCGGAAGGGAAGGAAGCACGACGGUCCUCCCAAAUGCUACGGCUGUGGCGAGAUUGGCCACAUCAAGCCAAGGUGUCCAAAGGCCAAACACGGCAAGGACAAGCCUGGCUUCAAGAAGCAAAGGGCCUACAUCUCUUGGGGUGGCGAUUCCGGCGACGAAUCAACCGACCAAGAGGAGCACGAAGCUACAAAUCUCUGCCUCAUGGCACACGAAGAUCAAAGCAACAACGUCCAAGAGGCCACGAAGAUUUGGACAAUCAGCAACCAAACCUUCCUCAAGCGGUCGGACAACGCCGCGGCUGCCACUGCCCAGCCACGCCGCACUGCCACUGCCGCUGGCCAAGCCGAACCCCAGGCCCGGGCCAACCUCGCCUCCAUCGCCGACUCCCUCAACCAGCUCCACCUCAAGGUUGACGGGAUGGGGAGCUACCUUGAACGGCUCGACGUGGCUGUUCAACGCCAAGGAUACGCGAUGAACUCGUACUUCCAAGGCAUCAACUACGUCCCCCCACCGUACCACGGCACGUUCUUUGGGCAAGUGUACGGUGACGAAGACGAAGCUGAUGACUCCUACGCCCCGUCAAGCUCCCCGGAUGAAGACGAGUUCGACGAUGCCAUCGAUGGGGAUGAGAUGGACGUCGACAACGACGAGGAGGAAACCGAAGACGAAGACUAGGACUCCCCUAGAAUUUCUAUCUCUUUUACUUUAAUUAUCCUGUUCUUUUUUAAUGCUUCCGUUGUAAUCCGCUAUUUCCCUUUGUUAAAUAAAAUCAUUUCGUUUAUCUUUUUGUUAAUGUCAAAUGGCGGAAGAAAAGGGCUAUGCAUAU